This is a messenger RNA of Penicillium atrosanguineum, 321 nucleotides long. Its product is annotated as acylphosphatase. Bases 1 to 321 code for a protein of 106 amino acids. The transcript has 3 exons. Lineage: Eukaryota; Fungi; Ascomycota; Eurotiomycetes; Eurotiales; Aspergillaceae. Gene Ontology annotation, molecular function: acylphosphatase activity. The record is from RefSeq and is a predicted model, not a curated record.
AUGGCUGACCUCGUCCAGAUCUUGUUUAGUGUUUCCGGCUCAGUGCAAGGGCCAACCUUGAUUAUAUAUAGGGAUUUUACGCAAAAAGCCGCAGUCAGACAGAAGUUGAAAGGAUGGUGUAGGAACACGACCUGCGGAAGGGUCGAGGGCGAGGUCCAAGGUGACCAAGCUGCUAUGAAGAAAUUCCUACAAGAGAUUGACAAAGGACCACGAAUGUCGCACGUGGUCAAGGUGGAGAAGAAGAACAUGGAACCCCAUGAGCGUGAGGACUCUUUCGAGGUACUGAGAACGGGCGAAUCUAUGUUCCAUUCAGGAUCUUGA